Messenger RNA from Phytophthora infestans T30-4, 3370 nucleotides. RefSeq lists its product as uncharacterized. The coding region runs from base 1 to 3288 and encodes 1095 amino acids. The record is from RefSeq and is a predicted model, not a curated record. The transcript is spliced from 5 exons. Lineage: Eukaryota; Oomycota; Peronosporomycetes; Peronosporales; Peronosporaceae.
AUGGACGCGGACGACGAGCCGGCUUUGACGUAUUUCCUGCCCAACGGCAUCGCGGACGACUCGCCUCCCAAGAAGAGUCACAUAAAGGCGAGUUUUGGUCCUAUUGGAGGCCGCAACACUGCUACGGCCAGCAGCCAAUCAAUAGUCGCGUCUUCAGGGAAUGCAUCUACGGUCUCCGCAGCUCACGGAUCCUCGAAAUCGAGGAGUGACGUGGACUUUAGUGGCCUUCACGCGCGGCCUCGGCCGACGCUCGACCUGUCGCCAUUUGGCUCCGGUGGCGGUUCUACCUUGUCCCCAAGACCCACCAAUUACUUGCUAUCCGAUUUGGGAGGUGAAAUUCACACACCACGAUCAUCUCGGGACUUUGGAGACUCCGCUGGAUCGACACCAAGCUCCAGUAGCCCUUUCGGACUUGCCGGACCGUUUGGGCCAGCAAUUAGUGAUACAAAAGCAAUUGGAGGAGCUGGAUCCAUCAGAUCCCCCACAUCCAUGUUCAAUCGAGGCCAGGAGGCUGCCAAGAGCUUCUCGAUGCCAGCAGACAGUGGGAAUUCCGCAGUUUUUGGAGCUUCCGAGAGCCAAAACUUGUAUCGUGGAGGAGGAAUGGCGUCGUACUUAAGUGGCGCAGACACAUUUGGGUCUAGUUCAAUGCGGACGUGGCCGUCUACAGCGACAGAUGCAUCUCAACCGCGUCGGAUACUUCAGCGUCCGCCUGGAUUGGUUGGUCCUCCUGGACUCAGUGACUCCAGCACGAUGCAGACUCGCAUGCCACCGCGUGUAGCGGGAUCUCAAUUCGGUCCUUUCCUUCCGUCGCCUUCCAAUGAAGGUACAUCUGACAGAACCUUUUCAGGCGGUGAUGACCAGUAUGGACCCAGUUUACUGUCUAGUUUGAGACUAUCGACCGGUGUGUUUGGUGAAGACUCACUCACCGACGGACGAGUGUCAAACCCAGAGCUGGCUGAGCUGAACACGCACUCGUUAAGAGUUGGCGAGAUGGAUCGAAUGCAUGUUCGACAAGCUGUUGAUUCGGCGUCAACGAUGUGGGAUACUCGAGCCCCUACGACUUCCAGGAGAAUCGACAUUCAAGCGACAGCUAAAGCACCUCGAAGCCCGAAAAAGGCUCGAGAAGGAAGAAAGAAGUUUGAAGGUCGCUCGGAUCUACGAGCGAAAGCAUUGGAGUUCAGUAUGGACGCGAUCAACGCCUUAACACCGGGCUCUCCUAUGAGGCCGAGACGCUCGGAACGUGGACGUAAGGUGACUCCCCCCUUGGGUCACGACUCUCCGUCUUCGUAUGAUAGCAACCGCAACAAUAACGAGCAGACAAGAGGAAAGCGUCGCAACCACGUAGCGGAGAAGAGCGCAACGUCUUCCUCAUCGAACGCUGACAGCCGCAGACGUGUACAGACGAACCAAAGUGAAGAUUCUGGAUCGGUUGCCAACCCCCUGUCAGGUCUUGAAUCUCGCGGAAGCCCCACAAAGAUAGCUUCGCGAGAAAUCGGCAAAAGUAAACGCCGUGACGAUGCCAAGUCUGCAACUCGUAGUACUGCGAGACGGAAUCCCGGCAGAGGAAAUGACAAGAGUGCUGGGUCUACUCGUCGCCAGGUGUAUCGUGAGAAGCAAGUCAAGGAACCAGUCAAGGAGCUGUCAUUGGAGAGAUCAAGCGCAUCGAACUCCCCCCAGGAACGAGGCGUGGAGAGCGACAGCCAGAAUAUCGUUGCUAAGCUUACGGAACCAAAGGAAACUGUCACGCAAGAAGCUAAAAGCAGCUCUGCCACCCACAAAGCGCUCGAUGUUGGCUCUGUAGGCUCAAGUAUCACCAAGGACGGUAGUGAAAAUACUGAUGAAGUGACUGCAAAGGGGCCUAGUGUCAACGAUGAUGCUGCGUCAGGCGAUGAUGUUGACGAUACGAAGAACUCAGACGAGGACGCCGACAGCAUCCCGGUCGCUGACAAUGUUCUACGUGACACUUCUGCAGUGGAUCGAACAAGCCCGAAACGUGAAUCGUUUUCGUCUAGCGAUGCUAUUGAAGAUGCAGUUGAAGAGCUGAAAGAGGAACGUCGAGAGAUCAAAGCGGACGCCCCAGAGUCGUCUCUAGAAAGCUCCGAAUCCGACGCGGAACAAGCUCAAGUAGCUAAUAAUCAGCAACGUGCAGCGUCGAAGAAGAAGUCAAAGAAGGCAGCUCUUGCUCCGGCUAUGAGUCAGCCUGGAAGCAGCCAGUUUCGUCGUGAGCCAUCCCAAGUUGAGAAGAAGCCAACUGCAAAGGAACAACGCAAGGAGAAGCCUAAGAAGGACAAGGCUGACAAGAAGAAAACUCGAGGAAAGAAGGACAAGAGGGGGCCAUCUUUGAUUUCAAAACCUUCCGACGUUUCCAACGAUAUAGCCACCGAAGCGCAAGACAAACUACUAGAGGCGUUCGCUACCAAAAGUACGCCGUUGUCCACGAGGAUCAGUCAGGGGCUACGCGAGGGAGGUGCCGCUGCUGCUUCAGCUGCACUAGCUGCUUACCUUGGCACGCGACGUGGCUGUGCCUGGGUUGCUGGCCAACUGAACGUCAAGGGUCUACUGGCCACCACGGUUUCGUACGUGGAGUCAGUGCUGGCUGUGGUGUUUAGUGUGGUUCUGCUGCUGUCACUCCAUGCGGCCUCAUGGUUCAUUCGCAUCCAUCGUGUCGCUUUCCGCGCGAUCUUGACCCAUCGCCAUAUCGGCUUCUGCUUCGCCUUCCUUUAUGGGUUCCCCUUCCUGGUUCAGUACGUAUUCCCGUGGGCUCCACCUUGGGCGCCGGUGUGUCUCUGGUACGCGUUCUUGGUCCAGCUAUUCUGCACGAACGGCCCCACCGCCAUGGUCACAACGUUCCGCGUUAUUUUACCGCUCGUCUUCCUGGUCGAAGGCAUAUCGCACCACAGCUUCCUAUUGGAUUUGAACGGUGCGGAACUAUUGCUCGCCUCAUUCAUCAUCUCAGCGGUGAAGACUAGCAAUUUGUGCAGCCCCAUCUUCUUCCUGUCGCUUGCAACACAGUGCCUGCUUGCUGUUUCCCUGGGGUCCGAGCUACUCGUCCAGUGGCUUCAGCUCGCUCUGGCGCUGUACUCUCUACACGUCAUGGCCGUGACCGAAGAUGAAUGGAUUGGAAUGGGCGAGGAGGAAGAUGAGAUGUCUUGCCACCCGGUGUCAAUGCAUCACUCAAUUGCAGACUACAAUCACCAUCCGGCCCCUUCAAGUGCAGUUUCCAUCCAAAAAACCAAACGCCUAGACCGUCGUGCACUCGCCUACGUUCGUGGACGCAAGUUGCGCUAAGAUAACAGAGAAAGAUCGGUUGGUAGGCCAACACACAGUAAUGAAUUUCAAGUCGGAAGUUGCCGUGGAGUUGUUUCGUUUU